AUGGCUUACUCUGACGAUGAGGAAAUGUCUGACGAAGGAAAUCAGCGGCCGAUGGUCGUCUCAAUGAUACCAGACACGCUCAACAAUCAUCAGCUCCGGUGUUGCCUGAGGUGUCAUAUUAUCCUCUCGGUGUCCCAGUUCGUUCGCCAUGGCUGUCCCAACUGUCAAGAUAUCGAUAUGGAAGGAGAUAAGACUCUUGUGGAGGAUUACACCACCAAAAACUUCUCUGGAGGCGUGUCGGUGAUGAAUCCAUCACGGAGCUGGGUGGCUCGUCAGCUGAAAUUGAGCACCUUUUGCGCUGGUAUGUACGCAGUUGCCGCUCAGGGAGAUGGAGAGGCUCAAGGGCCUUAUGCAUGGUUUGACCGGUCGAUAAUUGACGGUAAAGCCGAGGCCUGGAGAGAACGGUGGCGUAUCGGAGGCGACUCUUUCGAGACUCCGCGACGUUCGCAGUCACCGUCGACCUCCUCAUCCUCGUCCGAUUCGUCCUGCUCUUCGAGUGACGUGGACGUGAGCGCCUUGGGAGCAGCGGCUGCUGCAGCUACCGGUGUUGGUUCUAACAAGGGCAGGAGUAUGAUCAGCUCCCGAGACAUUGAGGAUGGGCCUUCAGAGGAUGGAGUUGCCGAUCAGGAAUGGCCAGCGGAAGGGGAGUCUGUCGAGCUGUGUGGGCUGACUAGCUUCCCGUGGAUGAACGGCGAGUUCGGCACGGUCGUUGGUUACGAUAUGCAGCACAACAGGUACGCAAUAAAGCUGCAAGACGGUGCCAUCAAGUCAGUUCGUCUUUUCAACUUGCGGCAGCCGAAAAACAUGGACGUUGAGAACAACUCAGAGGAGGGCGCAGCGCAGCAGGAAGAGGAGGAUUUCUCGUGGAUGCAGAAUUAUGGGUUACAAACUAGUCCCCCAUCUCCACCCAGUGUGAACUAUGGUAUUGCCAACGGCCGUAGAGAUUCCGGUGGUGAUUCAUCUACACCGAGUACAGCAUCGAAAUUUGGCGACUUCGUGCGAGAUGAAAUGUCCGCCUUGGUUGAUCUGGCGAGUGAUAUUCGGAGUCGCGGGAUCUCCGGCGUGAUGAAAGACGCUGUUUCAGAUGUGAAGGAUAUUGUAUCCAGUCAGGUUGGCCCUAGGCUGCCCGCGGGAUUCCGAGCACACAGAGAGGAGGAAGAGCCGGUCAGUCGAAGUCGAUGGCAUCGUUAUUUAAGGUGGAGACAACCGGGUAUACUGACAUAUUUGAUCUUUUUGAUAUUGUCCCCCACGGUGCCCCGAAUCGUCGCCCAUAGCGUGACUGCCACAACAAUCGGUUACACUGAGGUGAAGGUCAUCAUAAGAAUAGCCCAUCAGAAUAUCUCUGGAGAAUAUCUCGUAAGAAUGUCUCACGAGAAUAUAUCCUUCGACGCUCGCCUAGUCACUCUCAAGUACUAG
This is a messenger RNA of Perkinsus marinus ATCC 50983, 1416 nucleotides long. RefSeq names its product suppressor of ty, putative. Bases 1 to 1416 code for a protein of 471 amino acids. Gene Ontology annotation, molecular function: RNA polymerase II complex binding; zinc ion binding. Lineage: Eukaryota; Perkinsozoa; Perkinsida; Perkinsidae. The transcript has 12 exons. Gene Ontology annotation, cellular component: DSIF complex; nucleus. The record is from RefSeq and is a predicted model, not a curated record. Gene Ontology annotation, biological process: mRNA processing; positive regulation of DNA-templated transcription, elongation; chromatin organization.